Messenger RNA from Telopea speciosissima, 1817 nucleotides. Its product is annotated as DUF21 domain-containing protein At4g14240-like. The transcript is spliced from 13 exons. Bases 61 to 1566 code for a protein of 501 amino acids. Gene Ontology annotation, cellular component: intracellular membrane-bounded organelle. The record is from RefSeq and is a predicted model, not a curated record. Lineage: Eukaryota; Viridiplantae; Streptophyta; Magnoliopsida; Proteales; Proteaceae. Gene Ontology annotation, biological process: magnesium ion homeostasis.
AUUUUUCGUUUUAAUCUCUUCCAAUUGUUCUUCUUCUGCUAAAUCGAAGGAAGCAAAGUGAUGUUUCUCAUUAAUAUCUUGGCCAUAGCUCGGAUUACGGGGAGAGAUUUCGUUCUACAAAAGGAUGACAUCACCUUUGGAUCGUUUCAGUGGUUCCUUUACGCAGGAAUUUCAUGCUUUUUUGUGCUAUUCGCUGGGAUCAUGUCUGGUCUCACACUUGGUUUGAUGUCCCUUGGUCUCGUUGAUCUUGAAAUCCUUCAGAGGAGCGGAACCUCUGCGGAGAAGAAACAAGCUGCUGCUAUCCUUCCAGUUGUUCAAAAGCAACACCAGCUCCUCGUAACUUUGCUUCUAUGCAAUGCUUGCGCCAUGGAGGCCCUUCCUAUAUAUUUGGAUAAGAUAUUCCAUCCAUUUGUUGCUAUUGUGCUAUCAGUAACUUUUGUUCUAGCUUUUGGGGAGGUUAUUCCACAAGCAAUAUGCACAAGAUAUGGACUCGCUGUAGGUGCAAAUUUUGUAUGGCUUGUGCGUAUUCUGAUGAUAGUGUGCUAUCCUAUUUCUUAUCCUAUUGGGAAGGUUUUGGAUUGCGUACUGGGACAUAAUGAAGCACUGUUUAGGAGGGCUCAAUUGAAAGCCCUUGUUUCUAUUCACAGCCAGGAGGCUGGCAAAGGAGGUGAGCUGACUCAUGAUGAGACAACUAUUAUCAGUGGAGCUCUAGAUUUAACUGAAAAGACUGCUGAGGAGGCUAUGACGCCAAUUGAAUCAACAUUUUCUUUGGAUGUCAAUUCAAAAUUAGACUGGGAAGCAAUUGGAAAAAUUCUAGCUCGAGGCCAUAGUAGGGUUCCUGUCUAUUCUGGAAAUCCGAGAAACAUUAUUGGACUCCUACUGGUGAAAAGUCUUCUGACAGUACGGGCUGAAACGGAGACCCCAGUCAGUGCUGUUUCCAUUAGAAGGAUUCCACGGGUUCCUGCAGAUAUGCCUCUUUAUGAUAUCCUGAACGAGUUUCAAAAAGGAAGCAGUCACAUGGCAGCUGUUGUGAAGGCUAAAGGGAAAAGUAAAAAUCCCCCACCUGUUGGUGAUGGAGAACAACGUGAAGAAAACAAAUCCAUUGGCGGGGAGUCCAAAUUAACUACUCCUUUGCUCAAUAAGCAGGAUGAAAAAUCAGAAAGCAUAGUUGUUGACAUCGAAAAGGCUCCUCUAAGGUCAGUGAAGAUAAACAGGCAGCAAAAAGAUGCAUCAACCAACGGAUUGCCCCGCCUGUCAGAGGAUAUUGAAGAUGGAGAAGUCAUUGGAAUCAUCACCCUGGAGGAUGUAUUUGAAGAACUUCUUCAAGAGGAGAUUGUAGAUGAAACUGAUGAAUAUGUUGAUGUACAUAAAAGGAUACGUGUGGCUGCAGCAGCUGCUGCUUCAUCAGUGGCACGGGCCCCAUCGACUCGGAGAUUAACUGGUCACAAGGGAGCAGGAGGCCAAGCUAAGCAAGGACAAACACCAAAGAAAUCAACAGAGGAUGAUCCAAACUCAACAAAAUUACAAGGGAGUCUUGGGGAGCCUCUUGUUGUGAGCAAACGAUGAUUAUGUAACACAGUUAGAGUUAGCGUCUGCUUGGGUAAGGACAUCUCAAAGAGGUGAAAUCAGUUGUCUUCUCCAUACUGAGAGAGCUACUGUAAUUUAUUGUAAAACGAUGGACAAAAUUCUUAUGCACAUAAUUUUUGUUAAUUUUAUCUUCUUGGUUUUCUCAAUGUUUGGAACCUUGAGAUCUGGAAAUGAGAGUUAUUUAUUUGGUUUGGUUUUAGGGAUCACAUCAAUUUGGACAUCCUGAUCUU